AUGGAGGUCCCCGUAGGGUUCCUGGCCAAGCUGUGGAGCUUCCUCACUUUCCUCCCCUUCUUCUCCUCCCUCUUCCUCCUCGGCCUCCUCAAAGCGGCGUUGGUCGGUCCGGUCGUGGUGUGCAUCGUCGGGAUGGGAAACUCUGCCGUGAUCACAGGGCUGUGGAUUGCUCAUUUUGCCUGGACUUACUACUGUGUGGCGAGUGACGAUAAUUUCAGUACCAAGAGGCUGGGGCUGAUUCUGAAGAUUUUGGUGCUGAUAAUACUGCCAGUGCCUCUAGUCCUUUGGCCUAUUGUCGGGAUUGCGGGAAGCCUGUUGGGUGGAGUCGCGUACGGGGUCUUUGCUCCCCUGAUAGCCACCUUUGAAGCGGUCGGAGAGAAUGUGACGGACAAGCUCUAUCUUUGCUUUCUUGAUGGUGGUUGGUCCACGGUAGAAGGAAGUUGCACUGUGGUACGGGACUUCACUGAUUUCUGCUUCCACUCCUACUUUUCCUUUAUGGAUGAAUUGAGAGAUAAAAUACAACCAGAUGAAAAGCCCAUGGACAUCAAGUUAUCAAAGUUGCUUGCUUCUUUGAUGGCGAGUCUGAUGGGGAUGGUAGUAGAUGUUCCUUUGAUCAUGGCUGUUGCCCUGGUGAAAAGUCCAUAUAUGUUGUUCAGAGGGUGGAAGAGACUACUGGAAGACUUGAUUGGCCGAGAAGGACCGUUUUUAGAGACGGUGUGUGUCCCAUUUGCGGGGCUUGCCAUAAUUUUGUGGCCUCUUGCCGUUAUUGGAGCUGUGACAGCAGCUUUCCUUUCUAGCUUUUUUCUGGGGUUAUAUAGUGGAGUAGUUGUCUAUCAGGAGGAUUCGCUUCAAAUGGGAGUGGCCUACAUUGUGUCGGUUGUCUCAUUGUUCGAUGAGUAUGUUAAUGAUUUACUUUACCUGCAAGAAGGGUCUUGUCUGCCAAGGCCCAAAUAUCGUCGAAAGAUGAAAGCUAGCCUCGAGAGGAAGAAUUCCAGCGUCAACAAUGGAUCAAGGGAUGGCAAAGGAGGUCCAUACAUUUCAAAACUAUAUUCACAACAGUCGAGAACAUUGAAGGGGGCUAUCCAACAGUAUAGACCAGUGCAAGUGUGGGAUUGGCUCUUUAAAUCAUGUGAGGUUAAUGGUAGGAUACUUCUGCGUGAAGGUUUGAUCGAUGUUAAAGACGUUGAGGAUUGCAUAUUGAAAGGAAAUUGUAAGAAGUUAGGCAUCAAGCUUCCUGCUUGGUCAAUCUUACAAUGUCUGCUAGCUUCAGCUAAGUCAGAGACUGACGGUUUGCUCAUCUUUGAUGAUGUGGAGCUUACAAUGAUGAACAGUCCAAGGGACAGGAUGUUUGAGUGGUUUGUUGAGCCUUUGUUGAUUAUCAAAGAGCAAAUCAAGGGCCUCCAGUUAACUGAAGACGAAGAGGCGUGCCUUAGAAAGCUAGUAAUGAGGUGCAAAAAUGAAAAACCCAAGGAGUGGGACGAUGCUGGUUUUCCAUCAGAUGACAGUGUGAAAAGGGCACAAUUGCAAGCAAUAAUUAGAAGGUUGCAGGGGAUUGUAGCUUCCAUGUCCCGACUGCCGACUUUUAGACGCCGGUUCAGAAAUCUGGUGAAGGUGUUGGACAUAGAGGCUGUCCACGCCGCUUCCUCAGCAAACCACGUGGGAGGCAUCUCGAAAUCUGGAUAUGGUAGGGAUAGCUCCACGGGAACUGCCGAUGGAGAGGAGAGAGAAGCAGGGUGUGUCAGCAUGCCCGAUGGGAUCGUCUAGUGAUUUUUCUCGCCGCAUGUGAUUAAGGUUUUAGUAUACAUAGAUGGUCAUACACUGUUAAUAGUUUCACGGGAUUAGGAGCUGUAUUGGAUUGAACCAGGAAAUCGAUUUGCCAAGGUAUGUACAGAAGUAUUUGCAUCGGCUAAUGUCUUGGGUUCGCUUGUCUCGUGCUUCGGCCAAAAACUUGCAGUCAGAAUGUGGACCCUUCUCGGCCGAUCGGGGGAUUUGCAUAUGGCUGCUGGGAUACUCUUCAAGCCUAUCUUUCUUUGAA
Syzygium oleosum is the source of this 2035-nucleotide messenger RNA. RefSeq lists its product as uncharacterized. The record is from RefSeq and is a predicted model, not a curated record. Gene Ontology annotation, biological process: vegetative to reproductive phase transition of meristem. NCBI's taxonomy places the organism in Eukaryota, Viridiplantae, Streptophyta, Magnoliopsida, Myrtales, Myrtaceae. The coding region runs from base 1 to 1764 and encodes 587 amino acids. The transcript is spliced from 10 exons.